This is a messenger RNA of Oncorhynchus kisutch (coho salmon), 2112 nucleotides long. It is a transcript of the gene klhdc2, whose product is annotated as kelch domain containing 2. Lineage: Eukaryota; Metazoa; Chordata; Actinopteri; Salmoniformes; Salmonidae. Bases 154 to 1461 code for a protein of 435 amino acids. The transcript has 14 exons. Gene Ontology annotation, molecular function: protein binding. The record is from RefSeq and is a predicted model, not a curated record.
AUGGCGGAAAUAAGAAGUUAUUGGUUAAUUCCGGUCAGGCAUCUUGUAAUUGACGACUUCAACCAGAUGUCGCAUAAUAAUCACUGAACAAAAACAACGUUUCACACUGAAGGCCAAAGCAGCCGUGGACCAUUUAAAGCAGACUACGUGAUCAUGGCAGAAAUGGAGGAGGACAUUCCUGACCCCUUGCCUGUUGAGGAAGAUGAGGAGUUGGAGAGGGAUGAAGAGGAGGGAGAAUUUGACUGGGUGGUGGAUGAGGCUGAUGAACUCGAUGAUGAGGAUGUAGUUGUUCUGGACACAGAAGCAGAGCCCUUUGAGUUGGAGCAGCCAGCUGAGCGCAGUGGCCACAUAGCAGCGGUGGAUGGACACUACAUGUACGUUUGGGGAGGAUAUAAGAAUUCCCAGACCACUGGCUUCUUUGACUUAUACUUGCCAAGGAAUGAAAUCUGGAUCUACAACAUGGAGACAGAACGAUGGAAGAAGCAGAUGACUGUGGGUAACCUGCAUACCUCCAUGUCUGGCAGCUGUGGAGUGUGUGUGGAUGGCGUCCUCUAUCUGUUUGGAGGCCACCAUGCCAGGGGAAACACUGACCGGGUCUUCCGGCUCCCCCUCCGAACACCGGCCCUCUGCUGGGAGGAGAUGAAGGAUCUCAAGGGCCUGGCACCGUCCUGCAAGGACAAACUAGGCUGCUGGGUCCACAAGAACAGGCUAGUAUUCUUCGGGGGCUACGGCUAUAUGGCACAAGGAGCUCACCGAGGGACAUUUGAAUAUGAUGAAACUUCAUUCAUGGGAGAUAAUCCGGGGCGGGGCUGGAACAACCACAUUCACAUCUUAGACCUGGAGAAGUCCACUUGGAGCCAGCCAGUCACCAAGGGCAACGCCCCCUCUCCCCGGGCAGCGCAUGCCUGUGCCAAGGUGGGCAACCGAGGCUACGUGUUUGGGGGGCGUUACAGGGAUUACCGCCUGAACGACAUGUACUACAUCGACAUGGAUUCCUGGGAGUGGCAUGAAAUGAGUGUUCCUCAGCAGGGUCCUGUGGGACGCUCAUGGCACUCCUUAACCCCUGUGUCACCUGACCACAUAUUCCUGUUCGGAGGCUUCACAACUUCCCGAGAGACGCUCAGUGAUGCUUGGCUGUACUGUGUCAGCAAGAACGAGUGGCAGCAGUUCAAGCACAAUCACACAGAGAGCCCCAGGCUCUGGCACACGGCCUGUUCCGGUCCUGGCGGGGAGGUGUUUGUGUUCGGUGGCUGUGCCAACAACCUGCUGUCCCAUCAACGAGCGGCUCACAGCAAAGAGUUGCUGGUUUUCACUGUUCAACCCAAGUCACUUGUUCGGUUCUGUAUGGAAGCAGCGCUGCAGCACAGAGAGUUGCUAUCUGGGUCCUGGGACUGCCUGCCUAAACAUCUGCUACACACUCUCAGACAGAGGAUGGGAGGCAUCAACGCCCUGGGCUCAUAAGAGCCAUAUACCACCACGUUCUUUGGGGUGGUAGGGUUGAGUGUGUAUGAGAUGGUUGACUGCCACGGCCGUGCUGCUAGCUGAACGAAGAGGACAGCUCACCUGAUCUUGUCACCAAGUGUCAUGAGGAGUGGGUCGAGAAAAACAAAGUAAAUUCGUGUAAAUCAUUUAGAGAAAUGGAGGCUUUUGUAGGGACUAGUGUUGGCAAAUCCCUUAGGCCAGUCAAUCAGCAAACAUGGCAACGUUAUUUAUCCUAAUUCUGAGUGCUUACUUUUAUGAUGUAUAUAUUGUAUUGCAUAUAUAUGUGUGGAUUUGGUGUGCCUGUGUUUAAAAAAAAAAAAAUAUGUAUAUUUUUUUAAGUAAAAGUAUCAUGUAUUCAAACCUGCUGGAGAAGUGGCAUACCUUAGACCAUGUUAGUCAGAAGAGGCUCGUGUAGCAUAUUGUCUGUUUUAAAUCAGGUAAUACCAGUUACAAUGGAGCCACAUUGCACUGAAUUUCAUUAUCAAGAAGUUACUUGUUUGGUAUUAUUCUUGUCUGAUCUGCACAGCUUUCCCUUGACAUUUUUAUUAUAAAAUAUAUUGUAAAAAAAAUAAAAUAAACAUUUAAAAUGUUUAAUUUUGAAUUAAGAAAAUAAACCAGACAAAUAUGCCA